AUGGGUCGACUAAUCCUCUGUGCAACUCUUUUUGCCCUUGUGGUUGUAAGUUUUGCACAUACGCACAGUCACGAAGCUCCACACCUGAAGUACAGCCGGGAGGUGAAUGAAGCUGUAAGAGUCGAUUUUUUACUUGUUUUUGGAUGUUUAGGUAAUCGAAUUAGUAUUUAAAAUGGUCCCUAUCGAACGGAAAAAAACGUUCAAUGCCAAAUUGAUUCAGUUUUUGUUAUGGCACGAAGUCUAUAAUCGAAAAUAGCAAACAGGCGGAAAAUUUCCCAUAGUUUUGACGAAAAUCUCGACAUUUUUGUCCAAGGCCGCUGCAAAUCACUUCCUUUUAGGCUGCCCGUGGAGAAGACACUGUGCUAGAUCAUGGACAUUCACAUGGGGGUCAUGACGACCAUCACGAUUAUCAUGAUCACCAUGACCAUGCUCACGAACAUCAUGGACAUUUGCAUCAUGAUGACCACGAUCAUGACCAUGAGCACGACCACCAUCAUGAGCACGGCCACCAUCAUGAACACGAUCAUCAUCAUGAGCACGACCACCAUCAUGAGCACGACCACCACCAUAAACACGAUCAUCACGACCAUCAUGGGCAUGAUCAUGACCACCAUCAUCAUCCCGUGGUUUCGGACUUCAAAUUCUCGGAGACCGGGUAGGAUAAAUUAAUUAUAUAUGAUUUGUUCUACGUUUAGUCCUUUGGCUUUCCUAAACGACCCGAAACAGCGAUUCUGGACGUUCUCCAUUGGCUCUACGAUCCUCAUUAGCUUGUUCCCAUGCUUCAUUUUGACUUUUAUUCCAAUCAAUGUAAGCUAAUAUAAUUUUUGAUCGACGCAGUUUCAAAAAAUAGGUCGUUAUGGGUAUUGUUUUAGGUAUAAAGGCAUAUUUUUGCAUUCAAAUUUAUUUUUCAGUCGAAUGAAGACGAAAACAGCAGCAAUAAGCUCAAGGUUCUCCUUGCGUUGGGAGCUGGAGGUCUUCUUGGAGAUGCCUUUCUGCAUCUAAUUCCACACGCUCAAAUGGCUCAUGGUGAUGGACACGGUCACACACAUUCCCAUUCGCACUCCCAUGCCUCUGGCGAAGCCCAUGAGCCCCAUGAUCUGAGUGUUGGAGGAUGGGUUUUGGGAGGUAAGCAAGUGCAAUAUAAAUUGAAUCUUUUUGUGUUUGUUGUGUAAAGUAUGAUGCGGAAAGAUGCAUUGCUUAAUCUUGGAUUUAUUUCAGGUUUCUUCAUCUUCUUUGUGGUCGAAAAGUUUGUCCGAAUUGUUCGUGGCGACGAGGGACACGGUCAUUCGCAUGGUCCAGCCAAGCCAAAAGACAAGAAAAAGCCCGUGAAAAAGGCUAAAAGCUCAGAUACUGAUCACACCGAUGAUGAGGAAGAUCAUCACGAACAACAUAGAGCUGCAAUUGAAGCGGCAAGACUUCAAGUGGCUGCGUAUUUGAACUUGAUCGCCGAUUUUAUGCACAAUUUCACUGAUGGUCUGGCGAUUGGAGCGUCAUUUGUGGCUGGGGAAAAAGUCGGAAUUGGUGAGCUUGGACUUUGAAUUGUUGAUUAUGUCUUUAGUUACUAUGAUCACCGUCUUGAUCCAUGAAGUUCCCCAUGAGAUUGGAGAUUUCGCAAUUUUGGUUCAAUCCGGGUACUCCAAGAGAAAGGUGAGGAGAAUUUUUUGAUUUUUGUUUGAUUUUUAGGUGAAAAAAGACGGAUUAUGAAUGUAUAAAGCUGAAGGGGAGCUUUGAAAUCAUUUUUGUCCGGAUUUCAGACGUUGAGAUCGUGUUUUAGAGAUUGAUUUACCUAAAAUUAUAUUGUACUACCUUCAGGCCAUGUUGAUCCAACUUCUCACCGCUCUUGGUGCCCUAGCUGGUUGCAUUAUCGCCUGCUUGUCCUCUGACCCAUUCUCCUUGGCUGAACAAGCUCAAUCUUCAUGGGUCUUACCAUUCACAGCAGGAGGAUUCAUCUACAUUGCCGCCGUCUCAGUGAUCCCAGAGCUCUUGGAGAAGAGCUCGCUUCUUUUGAGUAUUGCUGAAGUCUUUGCAAUGACCCUAGGGGUGUUUGCGAUGUACCUCAUCGCUUUAUAUGAAUAG
Bursaphelenchus xylophilus (pine wood nematode) is the source of this 2076-nucleotide messenger RNA. The record is from the annotation of a GenBank genome assembly. Lineage: Eukaryota; Metazoa; Nematoda; Chromadorea; Rhabditida; Aphelenchoididae.